Microtus ochrogaster (prairie vole) is the source of this 3124-nucleotide messenger RNA. It is a transcript of the gene Cyrib, whose product is annotated as CYFIP related Rac1 interactor B. Gene Ontology annotation, molecular function: small GTPase binding. NCBI's taxonomy places the organism in Eukaryota, Metazoa, Chordata, Mammalia, Rodentia, Cricetidae. The record is from RefSeq and is a predicted model, not a curated record. Gene Ontology annotation, biological process: regulation of actin filament polymerization.
CGGCUCUGCGGGGAGGGAGCGAGCGCCUGGGGCGGCGUGCACCCCGAGGCAGGGGCGCGGGGUCCGAGUGGCCGUCCCCGGGCACACCCCUCUUGCAGGCCAGGAGAAGAAACUGAGGCCUGGAGUUGGAGUAAUUCCUUCAAGGUGACCGCAUUGAUAGAAGGACAAGGACAGAAUCACCAGCACUGGCUGAAGGUACCUUAACAUGGGGAAUCUUCUUAAAGUUUUGACAUGCACAGACCUUGAGCAGGGGCCAAAUUUUUUCCUUGAUUUUGAAAAUGCCCAGCCCACAGAGUCUGAAAAGGAAAUAUAUAAUCAGGUGAAUGUAGUAUUAAAAGAUGCAGAAGGCAUCUUGGAGGACUUGCAGUCAUACAGAGGAGCUGGCCACGAAAUACGAGAGGCAAUCCAGCAUCCAGCAGAUGAGAAGUUGCAAGAAAAGGCGUGGGGUGCAGUUGUGCCACUAGUAGGCAAAUUAAAGAAAUUUUAUGAAUUUUCUCAGAGGCUAGAAGCAGCAUUAAGAGGCCUUCUGGGAGCCUUGACUAGUACGCCGUACUCCCCCACCCAGCAUCUAGAGCGAGAGCAGGCUCUUGCUAAACAGUUUGCAGAGAUUCUUCACUUCACACUCCGGUUUGAUGAACUCAAGAUGACAAAUCCUGCCAUACAGAAUGACUUCAGCUACUAUAGAAGAACGUUGAGUCGAAUGAGAAUUAAUAAUGUCCCGGCAGAAGGAGAAAAUGAAGUAAAUAAUGAAUUGGCAAAUCGAAUGUCUUUGUUUUAUGCUGAGGCCACUCCAAUGCUGAAAACCUUAAGUGAUGCAACAACAAAAUUUGUGUCAGAGAAUAAAAAUUUACCAAUAGAAAAUACCACAGAUUGUUUAAGCACCAUGGCAAGUGUAUGCAGAGUCAUGCUGGAGACACCGGAAUACAGAAGCAGAUUUACCAAUGAAGAGACAGUAUCAUUCUGCUUGAGGGUAAUGGUGGGUGUCAUAAUACUCUAUGACCACGUCCAUCCAGUGGGAGCAUUUGCCAAAACUUCCAAAAUUGAUAUGAAAGGUUGUAUCAAAGUUCUUAAAGACCAACCUCCUAAUAGUGUAGAAGGUCUUCUCAAUGCUCUCAGGUACACAACGAAACAUUUGAAUGAUGAGACUACCUCCAAGCAGAUUAGGUCCAUGCUGCAGUGAGAGCUGUGGAGCGAGCCCUGCUGCAGAUGGAGCAGUCUUCUUCAGUGACUGAGAAUGCAGUCUCUAGUGAUUGCCAUUAAAUCUCCUCACUCUUGCUUCGGUUUCUUUCCUCUGUUCCUCUUCCCACUUUUUUAAUCAUGUUCUUGUUCUUAAGACUUCUUUUCUGUGCCAAAAUCAGUAAAGUUAUACUUUGAAAGGGAUUUUUGUCCUUUCAAAACAGGCCAUCUAAGGCAGCUAAUUAUGCAUUGCAUUGAGGUCUCUACUGAGAAAAGUUCUGUGACUUGAACUAAAUAUUUUUAAAUGUGGAUUUUUUUUGAAAACUAAUAUUUAAUAUUGCUUCUCCUGCAUGGCAAAACUGCCUAUUCUGCUAUUUAAAACCCUCAUGAAUUUAUUUUCUACUGCCGCUUUUUCAUGUUCAGCCAAAAUGUUUAAAUUAACUGUGUUGUACAAAUGGUACCCAACACAAACCUUUUUUAAAUUAGUAAGACUUUUGUUGAAAGUUUUAAGUUUGCAUUUUGACUUUUUUUUUUGUAAGGAUGUAUGUUGUGUGUUUAACCUUUAUUAACUAACGUUAAAAACUGUGAUGUGUGCGUAGAACAUUACGUAUGCAUGUUCAUGUUUAAGAAUGGCUGUUGAUAAAAUAAAAAUCAGCUUCCUUUUUCUAAGUGUGGCUUGAUUUACUGAGAUUUCUGGAAGUUCUCCCUGUAUAUAUUUCUGUGGAAUGCAUAGACACAUUACAUAAUUUUUCUUUCUUUUAGGGGAUAGCUAUGUCUUUUUCAGUUGUAUCUUUCUUUACUUUUGCCUAUGUACAUAACUUUAACUGCUUUUAAAACUGUUGUAUAUAAGAGGACCAGUGAUUGUGUCAUUAACUUGACUUCUGUUUUGAUUCAAUCUUGUGUGCGUGUAGUCGUAGAAGGAAAACCACAGUUUCUCAGCUCUCAGUUUCAGGAGUGGAAGGGCAGCAGCAGGAAGCACAGGGUGUUUCAGAAGCAGGAUGAGCCUUGGCAUUGGAGGACAGUGAGCAAUAAGAAUACUUCCCAGAGGAAACGAAAGACUCCAUCUCACUAGUGCUAGAAAGCUACUGUGGGUUUCAGUUUAAAACCCUAACACCUGAGUUGUCAAAGCUAUCGUGCUUCAGAGAGAGGCUGCCAGAAGGUUGUCUGAUUGUCCUGUCAGGGCUUUCUGACAAGGUGAUGUGAGGUGUGGUACAGUUAAAGUGGUUGACCAUGGAAGAGGAUCACAGGCUUCCCUUGGGGUCUCCAUCAGAGCACACAGCACUUGGUGGUAAAGUUCCUGUUGACUUCUCUGGCUUCCGGCUCACUCCUGUCCCUCUUCGUACCCUGUUCUCCAGCCAAGCGUAACUACUUGCUGUUUACAGAUUGUUCCAUGUGGUGUUGCUUCGUGACUCUGGUCUGGCACAACCUGAAUCUGAUCUCCUUUUCUUCCUCAUGACUGUCUAACCAACACCAGCUUUCAUCUUUUAGAAGUCAGCUUCGAUUACUUUCUCCUGAAAAUCCUUUGGAUGAUCCUGGCCAUGUUUUCUAGGAGUCCUUUAACAGUAUUAUAAUGGGUUUAAUAGUGCACUUUGCAACAGGUAAUGUCUGCCUGGAACCUGAACAUAUGGCUUUAUUUGGAAGAAGGGCAUUUUCAGGUAAAUGUAAGGACCUGUGGAUGAUGUCAGCCUACAUUAAGGUAGACCCUAACUCCAUUGACAAGCCCUUGUAAGAGAAAAGAAGAGGAAACAAGACACAGUGGAAAUCCAGGGAAGAGAGAGACAAAGUCGAACAGACAUCAUGCCUUGAAAUUCUGAGCUACAGAAGCUAGAAGAACAUCAUGGAACAGUUUUCAUCAGAGCCUCCAGGAGGAACCCAACCCUGUUGGCUGUUUUUAUUUCAGACUUCUAUCUUCUAUCAUGGUGAAAAAAUAAAUUUCUGUUGUAAGCCA